GUUGGUGUUCGGCGUGUGUGACGUUUCGUGGGAUUGCGUAAUCUGUUAAAAAAGAGCGAGCGAGACAAAAGGAAAGCGACAAUUCAUAAGACAGGCGAAUUCGGCUGUGCCUAGCGCUGCUACGUGGACAGCCAAUAACACUGCCCGCCGCGGAUCAAGAGAUAUGCCGCAGAGUGGAUACAAGCAUUGCUAGCGCUGUGAACGAUGCGACUGGAUUUUCCGCUGACGGAUCGAUAACGUGUAACGAGCAGCAGCCUGACACGGGAAAAAUGUCGGCGAUGAAGACCACCGGUUCACCGGGGACUCCUCGCAUUCUCCCCGUGUUGAGCCACUUCAAAUACGAGCAUUUCGUUGCCGGCAUAUCCGGCGGCGUGGUUUCGACGCUGAUGCUGCACCCGCUGGACCUGAUCAAGACCAGAUUCGCAGUUAGCGAUGGUCAUUCACGCACGGGGCCGCAAUACAAGAGCCUUAAGAGUGCUGUCAUGCAGAUUGUUAAGACUGAAGGGGUGAGAGGACUUUACAGAGGAGUUACACCGAAUGUUUUAGGAUCUGGCGGUGCGUGGGGUUGCUACUUCUUUUUUUACAACACCAUUAAAACAUGGAUCCAAGGAGGAAACAGCAGGAAGCCUUUGGGACCGUCGAUGCACAUGUUUGCAGCAGCAGACGCUGGAAUUCUUACUUUAGUAAUGACGAACCCGCUUUGGGUAGUAAAGACACGUUUGUGCUUGCAGUAUAUGGAUGACAAACAUCUUCCUGAAACACUUAGAUAUAACGGCAUGCUGGAUGCAAUUAGAAAGAUUUAUAGAACCGAAGGAUUCAGAGGCUUGUAUCGAGGUUUUGUUCCUGGAAUGUUCGGCGUCUCUCACGGUGCUAUUCAAUUUAUGGUGUACGAAGAGAUGAAGAAUUGGUAUAACGAAUACUUGAAUUCACCGAUUGAUACUAAAUUGAGUACAUUGGAAUAUAUCUUCUUUGCGGCGGUUUCAAAAUUAAUCGCGGCCGCCUCAACUUAUCCUUAUCAAGUUGUUAGAGCACGACUUCAAGAUCAUCACCAUAACUACAAGGGCAGCGUACAUUGCAUUGAAUCGAUAUGGAGGUUUGAGGGUUGGCGUGGCUUUUACAAGGGUCUGAGCGCGAACCUGACCAGGGUAAUUCCGGCGACUGUGAUCACGUUCGUGGUGUACGAAAACAUGUCUCACUAUCUUCGAGAUAGAAAGAUGAAGAACGAAGACCUAACUUUGCCCAUUCUGAUGAAGGAAGUCGAAGAAACUUGAAGUGUAUGUAAUUAACGAGACGCACUUCUGGAAGUCCUGUACUACAUUUAAAAGAGAAAGAUCGACGUCGACGUCGAAAAAUUGAUCGUGUAACAUUGCAUCUAAAUUACACAG
Molecule: messenger RNA, 1385 nt
Organism: Habropoda laboriosa
Lineage: Eukaryota; Metazoa; Arthropoda; Insecta; Hymenoptera; Apidae
Product: mitochondrial folate transporter/carrier
Exons: 6
Coding region: 270-1271 (333 amino acids)
Biological process (GO): folate import into mitochondrion; nucleotide transport
Cellular component (GO): mitochondrion
Molecular function (GO): FAD transmembrane transporter activity; folic acid transmembrane transporter activity
Source: RefSeq, a predicted model, not a curated record